AGCUCCAAAUCAAAACAACUUAGCAUGUUCGCAGAAGAACAACCGAUCUAAUACGAUUCCUUCCUAUCUUCACCGCUGAUGAAACCGAAUUAUUGAAAUGUGAGUUCCGGUGCAGUUGCAUCCAUUCCUACUUCUGAAGUGCAUAAAAUUGUAAAAUAUGGGGGAUUUGAACCCAUCAGAGUAUGAUGAACGCUAAAAAUUGACAAUGAUAGGUCGUCGGAAAAUCGACGAUAAAAUGUGCGCGUGACUCUAUGUAACUGUACCUUUGGUUACAUUCGAUUGUUCGUUACCACUUCGCAUCGUUUCACUUACAAAAUUUUCUUAUUGGAACCCAUCGUUUCUCUUCCAUAGUAUAUCUGGUGUGUAUGAUGUUAUAAGAAAACCUUUAUAACGCAUCUAGAAAACGUUUUGAAUUGUAACCAUGAGUUACAACAUCGAUACAAUGCUAUCUGAAAGGACAGUCAAAUUUGUCCGAUGACAUCAAAUGUCAAACGGCCGACUGAUGAGAAUUCGUCGCGGUACCGGUAGAUUCUGGUGAUAGUAUUACAUUGAUGCAGGAGAUCUUCUACCCGACCUAAUUUUCCGCAAUGGGUUGAGCGUAUAGUGGCACCAAGGGCUUUCAGUUCCGUUAGUCGAAUUCGCGGAGUUUCUUUAAAUCGCCUUUUUAUUCGGAUCCGAUACACCGCUGGGAAGCAUCUAGGAUCAGAGUAGACAAAUGCGUCUCAUUAUGACGUUAUCUCUCCUCUAUUUCUUGGUAUUCUCUUUAAAUAUAUGGAAGACUUAUCAAGUGGGUUACAACAAUGUGAAUUGUGCAACUACUUCUUGUCACUAUUAACACUCCUUAAGACAAAAAAUGAAAACGACCAAGUUCUAGCUGUGCAAGCGCAAAAAGACAUAUAUAUUUCGUUUUUAUUUAGAUUAGUUGUCUCCAAAAAAGUGACCUUUGCCAUCGUUGUCGACAAGGUUGUCCAGGUGCUCGCGGCUUUGUUCUAAACCCUCACGCUGCUUUGCCACGUAAGAUUCCAUUUCCGCCCUGUAACGCACCAUGUCCACAUCGGCGAGCUUCUUGUAUUUCGCAAGUUCGUCCGGUUUUAGUUCUUUCCAGCGCUGCCCAACGAUUUUCGCCAGACUCUCAAAACCGAUCUUUCCGUGUGGUGGACGCUUCCUUUUCUUGCCAGAAGCUUUCUUCUUUGGCCCAUCCAAUCCAUCGUCGUGAUCUUCAUUCUGAUCCUCAUCAUCUUCGUCUUUGUCGGGAAUCCCUGCGAGAAUGUUUGCCCGUUCAUCUCUGAAGAAGAUGUUGUAUGCAGACAAAGGACGUUUAGGUUUGUUCUUUGGCUUUUUUGGCCUAGCCUUUUUCCCAGAUUUCGCGAAUUCUGGAAUUGACCCAGACUGAAAAACCCCUGAUUCUCCUGGUUCUCUUUGAGAAGUUGUUGCGGGGGUUGCCGUCGCAUUGUUAGCACCUCCUUGACCGAGCAUGUUCAGAUAGUUGUUAGCAGGAACGCCAUUUGUUCCUGCAGCGCCAAGCAAACCCUCCGCUCCUGGUAAAUUACCGUCUAGAACCAUACAGCAGGAAACGAAAAGAGUAUUUCAAGUAUGUACAAAAGUGAGAUGCAAAACACAAUGAAAAAAUUCACUUUCCACUCCACCUAGAAAAGCAACAAAAACGAAACAUGAAAAGUGCGUCAAUAAAUUUCAAAAUAAGCAAAUAAACGCACAUUGUUGCCAGAGAGAUCCGGUACCUCCGAGUGUUGCUUGCUGUUGAGCUAGUAGCUGCUGCAUAAGGAGAUUUUGCUGAAGCAUGGGAUUUGUAGAGCUGCUAAUUGCAGCAUCGGCAGAUAUUCCAUUUUGGGCUGAAUUUUCGCCGUCCUUGUCGUUCCCAUUGCCACCGAAAUUCCCCGUCUGAACUCCGGGAAAGUUGUUACCGAAUGCAGAACCCAUCAGACCAACACCAGCUCCUAAACCAGGCAUACCUCCCAUUCCUGGCAUUCCUAGUCCGGCUAUACAUGGCAAAAAGGAGAAUGUCGAAUGUUUUGAAAUUUAAUCGUUUUGAAAAAUGUGAGUUUCAGGCUACAGAAAUGUGAAUAAUAAACUCAUCAAUGAACAGCAAAAAGAAUGAGGGGAAACCCUCUUCCAUUUUCUUGAAAAUAAACAAAGACAAGAGGCUGAAACAUACCCAUUCCGCCCAUACCACCCAUUCCCAUCUGGAGCCCCCCUUGUAGACUUCCUUGCAAACUUCCUUGCAGACUUCCUUGAAGACCAGGGGAAAGUCCACUCAAUACUGGGUUUGCUAAAAGGCCUCCCGUAUUGUCGAUGGGUGCUACAAUCGUAUUAUCGAUACCGUUACCAUUUGAUCGACCAAGGCCUCCGAUAGAUCCGAUACCCCCCAAAGGAUUGUUUUGAAUGCCUCCAAAACCCCCGACAGCACCUAACCCCAUAGCAUUUCCCAUUCCAAUUGGUGCCGGUCCAAGAUUCAUACCUCCCAUCGGAGCACCGAGGCCUUCACAAAUAAAACAGAGGGAACAAAUCAGUCAACAGUCCGAAGGGAAGAUUAACGUUCGUCACUAAAAGUACAAUACGAAGACGAUCAAAUACAGAGUAAAUGUUUUCAUGCACGACUUACCUUGUUUUGCAAGGAGGUUCAUCAAAGCGUCCUUAUUCGAGCCAUUGUCCAUCCCAGAAACUACUCCAACGCCGGGGCCAGCGCCGGCACCUGCUCCAGCAGCCAUUGCCAUGAGAGCAUGUUGUUGAGCCAACAACGAGUUCAUGUCAGCAUUACCGUCAGUAACAGUUUGGCCACCUAUCAUGCCCCCGGUCAUUCCUCCCAUUAACGAAGCAUUUGCAUUUCCAUCACUACCAUUCGGUGCCUGCAAGCCGUUAGUAGAGUUUUGCUGUUGCUGGAGUCCCAUUAGGUUCGCUACUAAUCCGUUCGGAUCAGAUCCGGUCUG
This is a messenger RNA of Pseudo-nitzschia multistriata, 2945 nucleotides long. NCBI's taxonomy places the organism in Eukaryota, Bacillariophyta, Bacillariophyceae, Bacillariales, Bacillariaceae. The record is from the annotation of a GenBank genome assembly.